This is a messenger RNA of Labrus bergylta (ballan wrasse), 5487 nucleotides long. RefSeq names its product leucine rich repeat and Ig domain containing 2b (gene lingo2b). Lineage: Eukaryota; Metazoa; Chordata; Actinopteri; Labriformes; Labridae. The record is from RefSeq and is a predicted model, not a curated record. Gene Ontology annotation, molecular function: protein binding.
CUCUCUCUCUACCCGCCGUCACCCAGCGCGGUACCGAUGUCUGGUGAAACCCGGAGCCGCCGUCAGGAAGAAUGAUCUGCCUGAUCAGCGAGGAGACACACAUAUUUUAAAAAACACACGAAAAGAACAAAACGGAUUUUUGAGACAGAGUGGAAAGAGACCAACUCCGUGAGAAUAUCGCGUUCAGUCUAAGUGUGAGCCUUGGACUCCCCCCACUCAGUGAUGUAAAACGUGAAGGUGGAUUUUGGCAUGUGGAGGAGCAGGUAAAAAGGGCUUGUUCGUGAUGGUGCUCUGUAUGUACAAGAAGCUGUGCCAUGACAGGGGGCAACGUGGGUAAAAGAGACAUGCGACACCCAGCCCUGCACCAGUGCCAUCUCUUCCUGGGCGGGGCCUUGCUGCUUCUCCUGGCCAGCUUGGCUCGGAGCUGCCCUGCACGAUGUGAGUGCUCUGCGCAAAGCAAGUCGGUUAGUUGCCAUCGCAAGCGCCUGCCCACCAUCCCCGAAGGAAUCCCUAUUGAGACACGUGUCCUGGACCUUAGUAAGAACAAGCUGCGCAUCAUUACGCCAGACAACUUCUCUUCAUUCCUUCAGCUGGAGGACCUGGAUCUCAGCGACAACCUCAUCAGUGUGGUCGAGCCCGGCUCAUUCCGCUCUCAGCUUGCUCUCCGCUCACUCAACUUUCGCAGUAACUUGUUGCAGCUGGUUCCUGCUGGUGUGCUGUCAGGCCUGACCAAUCUCUCCCGCCUCGACCUCAGCCACAACCGGUUGGUGGUUCUCUUGGAUCAUGCCUUCCAAGACCUGCGCAGGUUGACGUCCCUGGAGGUCGGUGACAAUGAGUUAGUUUUCGUUUCUCAGCGGGCCUUUACAGGAUUACUUGGACUCCAAAGUCUUACCCUGGAACGUUCAAAUCUCACAGUAGUUCCUACUGACGCUCUAGGACAUCUCCCUAGCCUGGUUGAACUGCACUUGCGCUACCUGAGCAUUGGUUUUCUAAAGCCUUUUUCUUUUAAGAGGUUAUCACGACUCCGCCUACUAGAGAUUGAUUACUGGCCCUGGUUGGACACACUGCCUCCCCUCUCUCUGCAUGGUCUCAACCUCACAACAUUGUUCAUAACCAACACUAACCUGUCUGCCUUCCCUGGAGCCGCACUGCACAACCUGCACUACCUCACACAUCUCAACUUGUCCUACUGCCGCAUCCAGCACAUCCAUCAGGGAGAGCUGGGCCAACUCUCACACCUGGUAGAGCUUCGGCUGCAGGGAUCUCAUUUGAUUUCUAUUGAGCCUUUUGCAUUUUUAGGCCUCAAAUCUUUGCAACUACUGGAUGUGUCAGACAACCACCUGGACUCUCUGGAGAGAGGAGUGUUCGCCUCGACAGACAGCCUCCAGAGGCUCUGUCUGGGUGGAAACCCAUUAGUGUGCGACUGUAGAUUGCUUUGGCUGCUCAACAGCCACAAGCCCCCCUCUCUGCAGAUUCUGGAUGUCCAGCCUGAGUGCAGUGCCCCCCAGCACCUCUUGGGAAGAUCUCUUCGUGACCUCAAGGAGCCUCUGGUCUCCCGAUACAUGACCUGCACCAAACCACGGAUUGGACCCAACACGACCCAGCUGCUGAUGACUGAUGAGGGUCAACCUGCCCGCCUGAGCUGCUUGGCAGAAGGAGCACCUCGGCCCUCAGUGGUCUGGAUUACACCUCACAGACGCUACAUCACAACCAAGAGCAGUGGUAGGGUGGAAGUUCAGUCAGAUGGUACCCUUGAGAUCAAGACAGCAGAGCUGCAUGACAGCGGUGUGUAUUUGUGUAUUGCAAGUAACCCUGCUGGCAACGCGAGCCUGUCUGCCUCUUUAGCUGUUAAGAGUCUGGGUAUUGGGGACAGAUCUCACUAUAGCAACAGGAGCUCAAACUAUCUGACAGACUCUAACAGCACAUGGGGGAAUGGGACAGUACUGUACAACAUGACAGUCCCUAUAGACAUUAAGACUAUCAUUAUAUCUACAGCUAUGGGCUGCCUGUCUUUCCUGGGUGUGGUAAUCUUUUGUUUCCUGCUUCUGUUCGCCUGGAGUCGAGGGAAAGGACGCCAUAAGAGCAACUUUGAUAUUGAGUAUGUCCCUCGCAAAUCCAAUGGGGCAUCAGCAGAGGUGUCUGAAUCAAGUGGCCCGAGACGGGUAAACAUGAAAAUGAUAUGAAAAAUAUUAAGACUAAAACACAUGGUUGCAAGUCAACAAGAAAAUUGUCCACAUAUCACAUGAAAAAAAAAAAAACUUUUUUUUUUCUAUGAGAGUGGAUUUGUGACAAACGAAAGUGAUGUACCAAUAUAGUGGGUGUCAAAAUGACAGUGAUCUAGUGAUAAAGUGGGCAUGUGAAUAUAGAAGUGAUAUAUGAAACAGUGGACGUGUUUAUAUGAAAUAAUGUUCUCAUACAGUACUUUGAAUAUAAAACUAUAACCAACAUAUCAAUAUGGGAGUGAUAUAGUGCUACACUAGGCAUGUGUUUCAGUGAUGUGAUGAGUAAUGAUGUUGUCGACUCACCGUAACAUCAAGGUGAAAGAGAGAGAGAGCCGCUGGGAGUGAUAGGGAUCUUUGUGUGGCAGUAGAGCUAUCAUCGCUGCAACAUGUCAGGACUAAAUUGUGUAAUACCCAUAUUAGCUGCAGUAUGAAAGGUGUGUGUUGUGUUCAUGUGUGCAGAAGUGUGUGUAUGUGUGAGUGCAUCAGUGUGCGCAUGUUGCAUUUGUGCGUUUCUUUGUGCAUGUGCACGCAUUGCCUUUGUUGUUGGAUGGAACAAUUAAAACGAAUGAAAGGGUCCAAGGCUUUUUUCAGGCCUCUGUUCCAUCAUUCUAACGACAGUAUUGUCACUGUUGUGAAAAAAAAAAAACUGAGGAUUAUCUAUGUUUGUAUGCAAAAUCACAAUUAUGAUAUUCAAGAGAAAUGCUGCAUACAUUUUAAAAUAAGUCAUUAUCCCCCUUUGAAUAACUCCAGCAGUAGAUGGGGAUUUCUUUUUUUUAUCUUAAUGAAAAGACCCACAGUGGUUACAAUGUGAAUUAAGAGCUUUGUCUUUACCAAAGAGCUCACUUUCCUGCAACACUAGAUGCUUUUCCUGAAAAAAAAAAAAGCAGUUGUCAGUUGUGUUAUUACUCUGAAAAAGCUGUUAGCUAUAGAAAUGGCAUGUUGAACCCAUUUUAUAGCACAAUAAAUCAUGGGCAGAUUUUCUUGCAAGACAAAUCCCUUGAUAUGAUAAAAGAGUCUGUGGCCAGAAACAACAGCAAAGAUUUACUGGCCGAUACCCUCUUUGGGACAAGACAAAGUUGAGCUUCACAGAUUUAUGGGUUGAAUUUCCCCCUCCUCUCUCAUUUUUCUUUGAUCGCACCACUUCAAAGCUAGUGUGUCCGUAUUCUUCCCUGGGGCACUGGGUAUUUAAUAGAUGGCAAAUUUGAAAGUUGUAGUGGAAUCUUGUAUUGUUUGGUUUUUUGUUGAAAAUGUUUUAAAUGUUUAGAAAAAAAAUGUAAAACAAUUAAGGGCAAUUCUUUGUAAUGCAGGGAUGUGGGUUGUAACUUGUGUGAUCAUGUUGUGAUAAAAUGUUAAAAGGUUGUAAAUUGUUUUCUUAUGACAAAUUCAUGGGUAUAUUUUCAAAAGGAAAUAAAUCUUAAUCGUACCCCUCAAAUUGAUGUAAGUAGUUUAAAUUGAUGAAAAUGACACGGAUUGAGCAGAUUUCCUUUUAUUACCUUCCCUUUCAGUUUUUUUUUUGUUACAAUUAUAAAAACACUUAUUCUGUAACCCAUGAUCUUUCUCUGUCAAGGCAAAGGCAGUCCAUUGUGUAAAGGAUUGAUCAAACACUUAUAGCCCGAUGAGGAUAUCCAGGAUGAACUACAAUAUGUUCAGAAUUUUAAACAAGUGAAUAUUUGUAAUGAAAUGUCUCAAUAACUAUUGGCUGUAAUCAACCCCAAAGUUCACUACAUUUCAUCUGCUAUGGUGAAGCCCUGAAAAGGCAGCUUUAUUAUAUAUAUUUCAUAAUCUGAGACAAGUGCUUUAAUAAUAGUAAUUUAACACAAAAUAAAAUACAUACAAAUGAACACUUAAAACACCGGUUAAAUGGAAAUUGCGUACUAUUAAGGAUAGUCAUUGGUGUAUAUAUGCUGAAAUUUUUAAUUAUUUUUUCAAGAAGAAAUAGGACAUCUUUCAUUGGCCCUACUUUGCAAUGCAAUGUUUUAAAGUAAGCCUAGAAUGGAUAAACCAAACACUCUUUCUGGAAAUGGCUUCCAUGUCUGUAUUAGUUUUGCAGCCGCUGUAGGGUUUCCUCUACAUUUUGGGAAGUCAAGUUACUUGUCUAACUAGAUGUCACUUUAUCAAAAACAGUUGUCCUUUAAUUACAAUAUAAAUUAUAUUACAAUGAUAUUUUAAUUUGUUGUAAUUUGAAUUCAUCUGAAGCCUCUAUUUAUGACCUUGUACCUGCAAAACUAAUUAUUUUCCAACAAGCCUCUGCUGUACUUUCUUUUAAGUUCCAAUUAACCACUGUCAACAUGAUUUCAAGCUACAAUAAAUUAAGGAAAUGGUUUACAUUGUUAAUGCUAAAAAUCAGCUUGUAAGGGGUUGCUAUCUUGAGCAUGUUAGUAUACGCAAAUUAGCAUCUCCUCUGGCUCGAGUCACCGCCAUGCCAUGAUGAGAUGCAGUUGUGGAUCAAUAAUUAUAAUAUAGAAUGCCUUUCAUCUAUUAUAAUAUAUGUGAGAUCGUCGUCAUCAAGUAACACAGUCAUGGCAGUGCUGACAAAAAAAAAUCUGGAAUAUGUUUCCAUAUUCAAGCUGCAGCAGGUUGCCGCCCUGGGAUGUGAUUGUGCACCACACAUUCCCCAGGUGGGAAUUGGAAAACUGCGACUCUGUGCAUCUUUUUGCUGUUCACACUAAUCAGAAAACAUCCAAACUGGGGCAGAUGAAGGAAAUCAGAAUUGGGGCACUUUGAGCAACAGGGUGUAUAUAUCCAACAUUGCCUGUGAGGAAAACAAAACAAAACAUACCACUUAACAUGACCUGACACCCAUUAAAUGUGCAAACCAGCAUGUCUUACCUGUGGUAAUAUCAGCACACUCUCAUCCAGACCAAAUGCUUCAUUUAUAAAGAGUUCUUAAAUGCUGCCUUCUUCACUGCCUCACCUGACAAUCUGAUAAAAGCAAAUGCUCAUUUGGCAUUCUGCCCUAUCACAAAGUUUCUUUUAUCUGACAGCAUUUGAUGCUAUCAUGCUAAUGGUAAAACGACUUUCUUUCUUUUGAACGUGUACGCUCACAGGGAAUAUUCAGGCUGCUGCUGUGGCGUUAUGAGGACGAGAUCAAAGCCCUUCCAAUAGGCUUUUAUUAUUUUUGUUGCAGUUUCCCUUUUACUGCAAGAGUGCUGUAAACAAUGGAGAGAAAAUGUAAUAAUUCUAUUACUGUCUUGUUCCCUCACAUUAUAUCUCUCAUAGAUGGGGGAUUUCUGAAUCAGUUAUUAAACGACUCGUGCUUUCCAAA